UCCACCUGCCUGUACCCGUCGCGGUCUUGGUCUCAACCCUGCAAUACUUACUUGACAAUGAGCAAAUGGCGGCCGGGGCAAUGAUACUACUUCUUGCAUCUUUGGUAUUACAAGCUACACAAGUCUACUCCGCAGGUUCCCCCCAUGGCUGUUUCCUUGAAGACAUCAGACACCGCCAUCUCCCCUUCAGCCCCGGUUACUAUGACCCAAACGGCCUCACCGUAGAAGUGUGUACCAACUUGUGUGGCGCCUACACAGCAAUAUACGCAGGUUUGAUAUCAGGUCGGUUCUGUUUUUGCGGUGACAAGGCGCCCAAUGCUACCUAUGCUACCGGCGCCGCCAGCUGUUCCACCCCAUGUACCGGGGACGGGUCUCAAAUGUGCGGGGGUGAGAACUACCUCAGUGUGUACGAGUCUGCCCAACCAAUCAAGAAGGUGGAUCUGAGCGUCGCUCCACAAUUCGCGAAGACAGGAGACCCGGUGGCGUUUUCCAUCGACGUCGACGCUGGUGGGAUCUUGACGUACCAGAUGAACUACGAUGACGGUAAUGGUGACAUGAAAAACAACGCUACGGGUAUGUUGACGAAGACGUAUACGAUUCCUGGUCAGCAUGACGCAAUGGUUACCGCUAUGGACACUGCUGGGGCUAUUGUGCCGAAGUCCAACGUGGCAGGUUUAGUCGUACAAGCGCCCGUCAAGAACAUCACCGUCGAGUGUCCCUUGUUCGUCACCGACGAAGAGGACAAGUGUGUUGCUACCAUCACUGAGGGGACUCAUUUACGUUUGACGGACACCGUGGACAGCACAGAAAGGACCAUUGACGUCGCAGAUCCGAUUGUGGAUGGCGCUGGUUGUUGCGUGCCGUCGACGUCCGAUCUUCAAGAGGCCACCACCAGCGACAACGACUACAUGAUGUACGCCUCUGAGUUUAAGUACGAGGGCGUGGUCACGCAGUGGGAGCUCUGGGCAGAGACGACUGGGACACUAACGCUCUUGAUCCUAAAACCUGGAUGCGCUGACUAUUGCUAUGAGUCUAAUGCAUGUGGAGCGUGUACUGGAUUGACUUGCACCAACCCCGACAUCUUCUGCCCCAGGGCUCAAUCCUGCUCCACAGGAUGUACCCCUCUCGACAGACACCCCUGUGCCGCCCCCCUAUCUGACUACACGAUCCGUCAGACAGUCACCCUCACGCUUACAGCCACCGGCUAUCAAGUCAUCGACUCUCAAGAGUACACCCACGUCUAUCCUGGGGAUAUCAUCGCCUACAGAAAAUCAGCAGGAUCUGCUGCAUUGACAGUGUCCUACAAUCAAACAGAAUGUGACAGAAGCUAUCCGGCCUCCACAACCAAUUUUGCAAAAGCAGCUGGAACCUCGAUGUCCAAUACCCGCCAUCAUCUCAGAGCCAUUUACUCAAGUCAGACCAAGGUGUACCUCACCUACACCUUCACCACCGCCGGUACAUACUCGCUGACCACCAACGUCAGUAACAUUGACAUUCCCUUCUCCGAAAUGAACAUCACCGAGAUCGAAGUCUUACAAGGCAUUAAUGCUACUGUCAUUGAAGCUGCCAUGUAUUGGGUUACAAAUGAGCAGGGAACGCUAAACAUCCUGCCACACACAGGAACCAACGUAAAACGCAACUGGGACUUUGGUGAUGGAUCCACAAUUAACGACACCACAACUGACCACUACAAUCACACGUUCACAUCAAAGGGCGAAUACAAUGUCUCGGCCAUAUCCUGGAAUCAACUGACCAGUAAAUCCAACGUCACAACAGUCCUCGUUGAGGACAGAAUUACUGACUUCACAGUCUCGUACAGCCCCUGCGUGACCCUCACCAGUUGCCCUUUCACGAUCCAGUUGACAGGGGGGUCGGAUUACACUAUCGAAUGGGACUUCGGCGACUCCACUUCCAAUACCACUCAGGAGGCCGACUACGGUAACAACGACAUCGUCAAUCACGUCUACAGCAUUGGUAACAACUAUACAGUAACUGCUAAUUGCUCAAACCACGUUAGUUCUAUCGUCUUCGUCUUUAUUGUAGCAGUGCAGGAAGAGUGUCUUGGGUUGGCGUUGGUCAGAACUGGAGCUGAGAAAUUAGUAAACUUCAGAAUCGAAUGGACAUUGACUCAAGGAUCAGACUGCGUGUUUAAUUUGGAAUUUGAUGGCAACACCAUUCCUUUUGAGUCUGGAGAUAUUGUCAGUAAGAAAUGGCAGACGGCGGUCCUUCCUGGGAAGCCGGCGAACGAAUAUCCCCUGGUUCUGAUAGUGUCCAACAUGCUUGGUUCCAGAAACAUCACCGAAAAAUUCAUCAUAGAAACUGCAAUGAGGGACGUAUCAAGCAGCUGUGACACUGCGAAGACCGGCACCAAUAUGCCUGUAAAUUGCAACGUGCAGAUGACAGAAGGAUCAAACGUUGCAUGUACAUGGGACUUCGAUGACGGUACCCCAGCGGUUACCCACGAUGAAGGACCCGCUGACUGGGCUAUCCGCGCCAACCCUGUUGAAACUCGUACCCAUUCUUUCACCAUAGGCAAGCUACAUAAUGUGAGCAUCACUUGCGCAAAUAACGACCGUUCUGAAAGUCAAUACCACUCAGUUCUCGUCAUACAGAGCGUCGUUGACGUCGAGCUGGUCCACAGAGAAACCAUAUUCUUCGCUCCUCCUGGCAUUGGAGCUUUCGCCUUUGAAACUGCUGGAGGGACGCCGAAUGAGGCUCAAGCGGAAUUCGACUUUGGCGACAACCUUGGCCUCGAGACAAUGCCGCUUCAAAUGGAUUACAACUAUACCCACAGUUACAGGGACCCCGAUUGUUAUGCUAUUCAGGCUAAAAUCUGGAAUGAAGUAAGUGGCAAGAACUUCACAGGCCACCAGAUGUGCGUGAUUGAUCCCGUGGAGGACCUGGUCGUCACAGCAGAUCCACCUGGAGCUAUAAUAAGUCAGGCAGCAAACAUCAAGGUCAUCAUGUACCGUGGUCCAAGCGGUCUGUUUGCAAACAUCUCCUGCGACUUUGGCGACGGUAGUGGAGCACAAACCUGGCAACGGACAGGUUCGGGACAGAACGGUGAAGACGUACGUCAGGUGACGUACGCUACGUUAGGAACAAAGACCAUCACGUGCGACAUCACGACUCCGCUUCAGUUUGAGACAGCAACAUACCAGAUAGAAGUGGAUCAACCUGUCACUAAUGACUGUGUUCUGUCUACAAACUACCCUGUCACCCAUCCCAAUCAAAUUGAAUUCUACGUAGAAUGCGCUACCAAUCCAAUGCCGACUAAUGCCCAGGUGACUAUAGACAGGGGGGAUGGAUCUCCUCCAGUUACAGUUAAUGUUCCCGCUUUGACGGCUGGAACUCGGGCACUCAUCCACAGUUACACCCCUGCCUCUGACGGCCACUACGUCGCACAACUCACCAUGGCUAACGGAGGCUCCAGCAUCAACGCAACGUUGUUUGCGGGCAGUUACAUCCCGCUGACCACCACAGCCUACACGUGUCAGUACAAGCCUGACAUUCCUGUCAACGGCCCCUUGCUGAAUGGUCUGGAAGGGAGUAAUGUGAAUUUCCCCACAGGAACCCCUAUCUCCUGCACUACAACUCUAGGAGCAGGAACCCCAGUGUACUAUGUGAUGACGGCUGUUCACACCAGUGGCACUCCGGUGGUCGUGUGCAACAAAACCACCAGUGUGUUCUCGUGCAUGCUGAAUGAGGCUGGACAGUACUCGGUGGAGGUGAAAGUCAUCAACCCGCUUGGGUCAUCUACCCCGGAGACGAAAACCAUCAUCAUGCGUCAACCAGUCAACAACAUAAUCGUCACCGAGCUAAACCCCAACGCCAUAGCUGGCGAGGAGAAGAGUUUCCAGUUCCAGUUCGACGAGAUGGGUGAAGACAGCUGCAUGAACGUUGACUUCGACGACGGGUCAGGCACUACAUACAACUACGGUGACCCAGCCCACUGUUCCAUCUAUCCAGACUUUGCCGGAGGAAGGAAUGCAGGAUCCUUGGUGAACCCAAUGAUUGUACGCUUCAAAUACGACGCCGUCGGUAACUACAGGAUCAACGCCACUAUUUUCAACACCUUCUCUUCAACGCAUAUCAAUUUAUACCAUUCGGUUAGCGCCCAAGAUUGUAGCAAGCCAGAGGUUAGCAUUGAAGAUGGCAUCACAAAUUUUAAAACGCCCCUCAAGUUCAAGAAAAGCGCUGACAUUGUCAUCAGAGGCAAGUCAAACAUCACAUGCGCUGCUACGCUUCAAAAUACCAAAAGAUGGGAAGUUGACAAGAUUAACGAAGAGUAUGGGACAUCUUUAGGCUCCGCUGGUUUUGAGUCGGACAAAGCUGAACUUGUGAUCCGGUCGAAACAGCUGGACUACGGAUUAUACAAGGCCACAUACAGUAUUAAGAUGGACCUAUCUGACGGAACAAGUUUCAUUGCCUAUGCUCACACAUUCUUCGAGGUGAUCAAGUCUGACCUCGUGGUCGUCCUAGAGAUAGGGGGCAUCAGUGAGGUUGACCGUGGUGAGAAUCUUGCUGUGACCUUCAGCCCUGAGAUAUAUUCAUUCGACCCCGACAUUGCAGUUCAGCAGCCCUUCGCUGGAUUCACGUGGAGCUGUAAGUUGCUGAAGAACCUAUCCUUGCCAACUGCCUGCGACACGAUCAACGGUCGAACAGGAGGCGUGCUCACCUUCAACACCAACGUGUUCGUGGUAGGAGAGCAGGUGGAACUCUCUUGUAACGUAUCGAAAGACACAAGGACAUCCGUCGGCUCCAUUGUGGUCAACAUUGUCACAGGCAAUCCUCUCAACUUAUACAUCAUGCCGGCGGGCAGUAGCAUGACGACCCAGCAAGCGAACGGUAAGUUGGUGUCGUCGCAGGAACGUCUGGCGUUGGAGGUGAAGUGCAAGGACUGCCCCGCCAACGUCGCCCUCAGCUGCCAGUGGACAGCCGCCUCCUACGACUACAGAUGGCCCUGGCGAGCAUACUUCGACAGCGAAGUUGAGCCUCAUCUUUCUGCAAUUGAUGGGAUGAAGUCGCAAACAAUCGGCAUCAAUCCAACGUUAUACGACAUCCAUGCCAAUGUCACCCGAUACCGGUUUUCGGUCAAGUGUGCCCAACCCGGGGGUGACGAAGGCCAAGCUGCCCUCAACAUCAACCUGAAUCGUCCCCCUCAGCCGGGAACAUGCGUCAUCUCCCCCCAGAGCAGCACCCUCACAUGGGAAGGAACUGGGGCAUUCAACGUUAAGUGCUCGGGGUGGCAUGAUGGCGACGGAAUUGCUGGGUUUACAUUCUACAGUAAACACAAGAAUAACGAACUCCCCCAGCAGAUAACGACUUUCAGAGAGGCUGAUGACAUCACAAUCGACCCGCCACUUGGUGCGGAUUACGAUGACUUUAAGGAAGCGGUGUGGGUGGACGUAAUCGACUCCCUAGGCUCCGCCUACAGCUAUUUCAUCGACACCGUGACGGUCACGCCAGGCAGUACAGAACAGAUACGGGCAUGGACUUCAAACGAGAAGAUGUUCUCUCAGACGGCCAUUGACAAGCUGGCGGCAAGCGGCGAGCAGAAAGCGGUAACGGAGAAGAUGACCCAGAUUGCGACACUAUUGAACACCGAGAGUAAGAGGAGCGAGAUAGAAUACCAACAAGUACCCGGAAUCGGCCCCAACAACGAAUACACUUCAUUCUUAGCCCCCGGCGACAACACCGUUGCCAACGGGAUGAACGAUGCACAAGCACAGGCCAACUUGGCGGAUCAAGCAGCCCUUCUUGAGCGAUACAAUAUCCAGAGAGACAACAACGCUGCAGUCCGAGACCACAUCGCCGACAUCUGCGCCAACAUGACGACUCCAGAUCCUGCGGCUAUGCAGCAAGUACUCACCUGCCUCCACACCGUUGCCUCGGAGGCUAAUGAGUGCACGAGACACUGUCAGCUGGUGACCCUUUCAAAGACUGAAGAGAUGGCGAAUGAUUUUGCCGAUUUGACUGCAUCAGCGGAAGUCAUCAAGGCACUUGGCGUGGCACUCCUUACAACAGCGUUAGAUUCCGUUACGGCCAUCGAUGUAAACGAGGAAUAUCCAACUCUAACUGAUAUUGUUACUGCCAAGAAAUCGGACAAGUACCCGAUCUAUGACACUGACCUCGAGUCCUCCGAUCCGAGUGUCAUUGGUUCUGCUGACCCUUUCAAGCAGCACGCCAAAAACGUACAUGCCGUGGAACAGGAGGAGGUGCAAUCAGGCAAUUCCGACAACGUGAAACUGAUCGUCGAUACCGUAGUGAAGAAAUUGUCGGGGACUCUCACCCCCGGGGAGUCUUUAAACUUCAGUACCCCCGCAGUCACCGGAUCCAUCAGCCAUGUUGACGCUGGCGAGACCGGAGGCACCGAAGUAACGUUGCCGCUCACAAGAACGUCUCUGUCCAUACCAGGUGCAAACAUCUUCGGGAACCUUCUCGGAGAGAACGAUACUGCUGUCAUAUCGGCAAUUGCUACCAAAAGAGACAUCAAUACAUUUGCCGACACAACGUCGAGUCUUGGACCAGACACACAGUUCCUGACAGUGGAGUUCUUGACACAGAACGGUUCCACGAUCCCUAUUAAAAACACUCCAGGAACCUAUCAAAAUUAUCAUCGCACAUUCCACAAGCGGCCCCAUGAACUACACAGAAUCCACGUUACAUAUUGCAAACUGGAACAACCUCUACUACACCAGAGUGAACCUCACCGGCGACGACUCUUCCAUCCACGUGGACGUGCAAGACCUUGCCGAUCCCGAGAUCCAGGUCCUCCUUGUGGUCAAGAAGGGUGAACUUGGGAACAUUGAGAAAGGAAUAUGCGAUGACGUUGCGUUCAUACCACAAACACUAGCUCCCCCACGAAUCAUGUCUUACACAAUGGACAAUCGGAAGGUCCAGAAGUUCACGGGCACAGUGUGGAUUGGUUUCCGACCA
This is a messenger RNA of Haliotis rubra (blacklip abalone), 6939 nucleotides long. RefSeq lists its product as uncharacterized. Bases 66 to 6797 code for a protein of 2243 amino acids. NCBI's taxonomy places the organism in Eukaryota, Metazoa, Mollusca, Gastropoda, Lepetellida, Haliotidae. The transcript is spliced from 27 exons. The record is from RefSeq and is a predicted model, not a curated record.